Frieseomelitta varia is the source of this 3827-nucleotide messenger RNA. RefSeq lists its product as uncharacterized. Lineage: Eukaryota; Metazoa; Arthropoda; Insecta; Hymenoptera; Apidae. Bases 667 to 1515 code for a protein of 282 amino acids. The transcript is spliced from 6 exons. The record is from RefSeq and is a predicted model, not a curated record.
CUGUCGCAAUCCAGUGCAGAUAUACGUGCAAUUACCCUGUCAACAGUGCUUAAAAUCUCUUCUCUGGUGCUCGUGGCGUUGCUCCGCGCACGGUGAUCGAUAACCGAUCGAUCGAUCGAUCGAUCCUCUUUCGUAUAGUCGCGCGUUGGCGUUCACGCUGCACGCGCGAACGCCGCUACUGCGUUCUCGCGCGUCUCGCGGGCCACGUGAAAAGGAAAAAUUAAACGUCGAAUCGCGCCGUCCUGGCGGUUCGCCGCGAUUCGAAUUGCCGCUGUCGCCACCGCCGCCGCGAUUCUCCGCCAGUGUAGCCUCGCGAUCAGUCGGCACAGCACGCCGCGCACGGUGAGUUUGACGUCUCGACGUUCACGGAGAUAACCGGUGUGGUGAGACCACGGUUCCGUACCGGGGAUAACGGGGGGGUGGCGUGUUCAACGCCCGCUCCGAGUACCAUGACUAUCUCGUGAGACUGGUGUAAAUCAGUUCUCGGUUGCACGCUGCCAGAGAGAUCCUCCAUGCUUUCCUCCACGCUUUCGUAACUCCGACGCGAGGAAAAAAAAAAGGGGAAACGCAAACACGGUUCGCGAGUGGUGUGCGUCCGAAAAUUGUGCGAACGAAAGGGAGAAAGACCAGUGAGAGAAACUCGAGGGAGAGAAACGCGGAUUCGAGAUGACUCGCCACCUGUGGCUAAGAGCGGCACUCGCUUUCCUCGUGAUGUCAGGUGCGAGCUGCCUGCGGAAUGUCAGCCUAGAAGUAGUUCCUGAGGUGGUGCAACGUGGUCAGAAGGUGAUUCUCCGCUGCCAUUACGAUCUCGAGAACGCUCCUCUUUACUCCCUCAAGUGGUACCGUGGCAGGCACGAGUUCUAUCGUUACACGCCCAGCGAGGAGCCGGCCACAAAAGUCUUCAACAUCACCGGUAUUUACGUUGACGACGGGAACUCGAACAAGAGCCAGGUAACGCUGCGCGACGUCGACUUCGCCCUCUCGGGUACGUUCAGCUGCGAAGUUACAGCGGACGCGCCGACUUUCUCCACGGCCUACGUCUCCAAGAAUCUCACGGUAGUGUCUCUACCCGAGGGCACGCCCAUUAUCGUAUCGGAACGCGAACGUUACGGUGUCGGAGACACUUUGAGGGCAAAUUGUAGCUUACCACCGUCGAAGCCACCGGCUCAUCUCUCAUUCACCCUGAACAACGCGGCGAUGGAAUCGUACACGAAUCAUCAAGAACAGCUGUAUCGCAACGACGCUACUUCGCCGCACACUGAUCAGACAGAGAAUCUUCAGUGGAUCCAGAUCAAGAUAAUCCUUCAACCGUUCCAUUUCGUGAACGACCAGCUGAAUUUACGAUGCAGUGCCCAGAUUUUAGGCAUAUAUUCGGCGAUAAGCGAGGUGCAGCUCAUCGCUGGACUGAGUGAACCGGUGCCAGAGAGAGUGACCUCCGAGAACGGAAGCGAGACACCUACGGCCAUCUAUUUGACGAUGCUGAUGCUGUGUAUGCUCCAGCUGUUCCUGAGAUAGUCACGAUACGCCUGAGGCUGCGGGAAGGGAGUCCAUGGGCGUCGCAUGAUAAACAGCGCACUAGUCAAAAGGAGAGGCAGGAGAAAAUGGAAGGAGGGUAGUUUAAGGGCUGGCCGAACCGGCGGCGGGAAACCAAAUAACAAUACUGUUGAAUCGGCAUUGGUAUCACGUGUUUUUUUAGCAUAUUCGGUUCCGGUUUCGUUCGCGGAGGAACGAUCGCGAAAAUACCAUCGCUUUCAUUGUUAACACUCGUCUACGUCGUACAUACGUCCCCGAUAAACGAUCGUUCAACAAGAUCGAGACGAUGCCUGGACACUACACGGUUUAUUGAUACGCUUAUCUCGACUUGUAUCGGAUAAUACGAACGCGAUUUAUUCGAGAACAAUUCGUCGUGAACCGAAGUUUCUCGAUUCGAUAUAUUAUUAGGCUGAUGUUCACUUGAUAGCUCAGAAUGGGGUCGGUAAUUUUUGCGUUUAGUGCACUGACAUCGACAUUACACGAGUAGCAAAAUUAACAUAUACCAAACGUCAUUUUGUCAAAAUUUAGACUGGAAAUUUAUCGUAUUGUGUAUUACUUGAUGAAGUAAUAUAAGAAAAAGAUGUUGGACGUAUAAAAUGUAAUACAAUCGAAGAAACUUCAGUUAUAAGACAUCAAUUUAUCCUUUAACUUAGAGACAUCCAUGUUUUUAUCAUUACUUUGUGUAAUAAAUAUUCAGACUUGUUUCAAAGAUAAGCACUCUAAAAGUACUUUAAAGGUUCACAUUUAGGUAAGAAGAUUCAGCAGGAAUUCAUUGAAUUAAUCAUCGACUGAAAAUUCAGCAAUAUCGUUACCGUAGUUAAGGAUUACGUUUAACCUACAUACGUCAAGAUUAUUCUAAUAUCGCAUGAUGUGCUACUAAAUGAACAACAGUCUGAGUACGAGCUCCUCGCUAUGGCAAAGACAGUUGUAAUCUAAUUCGUGUUCGAUCGACAUACUGCUCAAAUAAAUUCCGUGUCUGUAAAGUAACGAGCAACCGACUGAUCCGUUCGAGGACAAGGUCGAGAGCUAGCUUUGAAGUGAAAUCGUUUGCUUACGUAUCGCGUUUCCGCUUCAAAGGAUCCCUGUCACAGAUAUUCUCUUCCGGUUCCUAUCGACGAACGCAGCUGUACAGAGAAGAACACGUAAUUGGCAAGAGAUCGAGAGCCUGACUGGAGAAAUGUAAAAUUCCGAACAAGGUACAGUAGCUCACGAAAAUAUUUGGAUACUCGCUAUAAUAGAAAAUAAUUCAUUGUAAAGCACGGCUUAAAAUUUCAUUAGCGUUGUAACGAGACACGACUGUCACGAAUUGCCAGAGACAAUUAAAAAUUGCGAAGUACGAACAGCUAUCUUCAACAUGUCACAAAAGAUAUUACAUUUAAUACUUGGAGCUUACUUGAAUUGUUUAAAUACUUCCAUACAUAAUACUUGUGCAAAUUUAUAUAUUUUUACGAGCAUUAAAUUCCUAAAUUCUAGAGAGACAGAAUUCUUUUUCCUAUUGAAAUUAUUCUAUGUAAUUUUACAUAUUUUACGAGUCCUGUGAAUUCUUUCGCUUUCAUUAAAUUCAUUAAACAAAGCUAAUGAAAUUUCAAGACAUUUCAUAUAUACACACAUACACAUACACACACAUACGACAUAUUCGCAAGAGGUUUCUGCAAGUGUUGGAACACUUUCGUCAGCUACUGUUAGAAAGGACGUUCAAGUACCACACAUCACCCUAUUUCGUCGUUCGAUGAGAGAGGACAGACGAUCGAAUGUCCUACCAUUAUUCCGACUAAAGAUGCGUGUCACGCGCGCUCUACGUCAUUCUGUCGUGUCUAUUGAACCAUUGUCCUCGGGCCAGGUGAAGGACCGGUGAUCGAUCCGACGAUUUUGAUGCGAAGGGGCUAGUCAAGUGGCGCUCGCCAGACUCCUAAUUUCUCUUUUCCCUCUUCCCUGCGAUGUGUCCUACGUACCGCAGAAAAUUCUACGUCCUACGUUUCACAAUCUAACGAUGUUUCCGCGCGAGAGUACCCCCGCGGGACGAGGUAUUCGCGAACAGGAACACGCCUGUGUACCUACACGUUUGUUCAUAUCUUGCAGUGUGAGAGGGAGAGAGAGAGAGAGAGAGAGAAUUUUUCUUUCGGGAAAUGUGUAAUAAUCGAUGCGUAAUAAUCGAUCAAAUGUGACGAUAGAAGCUAGUUCUUAGUUUCAUUUGUCUCUGGGAAUUAUGUGGUGUUAUUGAUCCAUAGGCUGAUGUAUGGAUUGAUUGAAAAAUGAUUAUUGAAUGUUAUAGAAAAGCUUUAGAUAUUGUAAAA